AUGCAUCGCCCUGCCGCGAUCGGGGUUGGCAGCGUAAUCGAGCGAGGAGAGUGCACACUAGGACUAGUCGUAUUUGCUCUCGAAGGCCUCGAUUUCGGUUCUCCGCUCUUUCCGUACCCCUCGUCCGACCUCAAGCUCUCCACAAUGCUCUGCGCGGACCUCCCAGCCACAACCGGCUCAAGCACGGCGCUAGGUACUCCAGCCUACACAGCUGACGGCCGUUUCACGCGUGCAUAUCGCGCGGGCAGAUCCGUGAUGAAAGACCUUUUGCAUGCCUAUCAACAGAGCCCCCGGGAUAUGUCUGUAACGCAGAAAGAGCUCCUGGCGCCUCGGCACAAUCUACUACGCAAACGAGAGUUCCGGUACUCCGGCGAGCACAACCCUCUUCCAGAGCCACAACCGCCCUCGUUCUCAUGGUACGCCCCGUAA
Messenger RNA from Penicillium canariense, 429 nucleotides. RefSeq lists its product as uncharacterized. The record is from RefSeq and is a predicted model, not a curated record. The coding region runs from base 1 to 429 and encodes 142 amino acids. The transcript has 2 exons. Lineage: Eukaryota; Fungi; Ascomycota; Eurotiomycetes; Eurotiales; Aspergillaceae.